This is a messenger RNA of Meleagris gallopavo (turkey), 2006 nucleotides long. Lineage: Eukaryota; Metazoa; Chordata; Aves; Galliformes; Phasianidae. The record is from RefSeq and is a predicted model, not a curated record.
UGCCUCAUUUAUUAGAGCUGAGCACCAUGGGGCCUCACCUGUGUCUCUUGUCCUGAUUCAGGUGUCUUGUGAGUGCAGGAUCCAGACCCUGUGGCAGCCAAAGAUGACUACUUUAGGCAACCUGACACCAUCAAGCACUGUGUUUUUUGCUGUGAUAUGCAAGAGAGAUUCCGUCCUGCCAUAAAAUACUUUGGUGAUAUCAUCAGCGUAGGUCAACGGCUGCUCCAAGGUGCGCGGCUCUUAGGAAUUCCAGUCAUUGUAACUGAACAGUAUCCCAAAGGCCUUGGCAGCACUGUGCAAGAAAUUGAUUUAACAGGAGCUAAACUUGUGCUUCCCAAAACAAAAUUUUCAAUGGUUUUGCCAGAAGUUGAAGCAGCAUUAGCAGAGAUUCCUGGAGUCCGCAGUGUUGUCCUGUUUGGAGUAGAAACUCAUGUCUGCAUCCAGCAAACAGCACUGGAAUUAAUUGGCAGGGGUCUGGAAGUUCAUAUUGUAGCUGAUGCCACCUCAUCAAGAAGUAUGAUGGACAGAAUGUUUGCUCUUGAGCGUCUUGCUCGUACUGGAAUCAUAGUUACUACUAGUGAAGCUAUUUUGCUGCAGCUGGUAGCUGAUAAAGAGCACCCAAAAUUCAAAGAAAUCCAAAAUCUCAUUAAGGCAAGUGCCCCUGAGUCAGGCCUCCUUUCCAAAGUUUAAAGAGUGUGUGGAGGAAGUAAAUGUCCUUGUCGUCUUUAAGGAUUGUGGAAAGCUCAAACACACAUGUACACCUUCUUUCACUGUUUGGCAUAAGUGUAAAAUUAAAAAUUGAAAUACUUGUGCUUGCCUUAGCAAAAAUUGUCUGGUUAUACUUCUGGGUGCCACAAUGUUCUGUUCAGUCACAGCUGUCAGAGGGUUAGGGUACCGUAGGACCCUUUGUUGUCAAACUUCAGUACUUAAUUUAAGAAAAUAAAAAUUAAGAGAGGUGCCUGUUAUCCUAUACACUGAUUGUAACAGCUCAAAAUAAAGUGCAUACUUCUGUGAAACUUCUUGAUUGUGCACUUUGUUGAAAUAUUCUGUGAUAAUGUUUUAGUUUUGUAUUAGUAAAAGAUAAAUACAUGUUGGAUAAAUGUGUUGUGAUAUGCUUUAAUGUUCUAUGUAAAUAAAAUAUUUUAAUAGGACAUAAGUUAGAAAGGACUAAAAUGCCUGGAAUACAUGUGUGCAUUUGUCCAUUAGGAUAAAAUAUAAAUGCUUUACUUAGUAAACAAGAUGCAUAGAUCAAACAACUUCUGAUAUUUGAUUGCUUUAGGUUGCUGAAGCUUGCACAAAAAUUUGUGAUUGCCCUGCAAUUGAAUGCCCAGCACUGUAUUAUUUAUACAUAUAGAAGUCUGCCAUUUAAUGAGAUCUUUACAAACAACUGACAUAAAAUCAUUAAGAUUACCAUAAAUUUAAGUAUUUUGGCAGUGCUAAAGAUUUAAAGAACAAAAGUUUUUCAACUUUGAGUACUAACUCUACUAUUAUAUUUAGAAGGUUUUUUGUUUUUGUUUUUUUGUUUUACCAUGUCUUAGUUAGAUUUAAUAAUUCCAUCUGAUCCAUUUGACAAACAAAGGUUUGAAACAGACCUCAGCUUCUCUAAGUUUGUUUAUUUUUGUAGUCUACAGCUGAGUGGAGAUUGAAUGGAAUUUGAUCUGAAAGCAUACUUCAGUGAAAUAUUGUCUGUAACUUACUGAUAUAAAAUAUAUUUUCUAUAUCAAACCAUUCAACACAUGAUUGCUCAUAAAGGCACUUCUUUCGUGCUCCGGUGGUUUAAACAAUAUUAUAAAAAGUUUACAUUGUGACUGAGACAUUUAUUUUUUUAAAAGAAAAAGGGGAUGUUAUACUGAGCACUGAUCUUUUUGGUAGAAAACUAAUUGCAGUAUAUGUAUGGCUUUAAAUUGCGUAUUUUCCCCACAAGAUGGCUCUAAAAGAAUUGUUUGAGAGUUGUAACCUUUAUAUGUUCAAAACAAAUAAAACAUUAACAUUUGCUGUGUCUCUUA